This is a messenger RNA of Caenorhabditis briggsae, 714 nucleotides long. The coding region runs from base 1 to 714 and encodes 237 amino acids. The transcript has 2 exons. Lineage: Eukaryota; Metazoa; Nematoda; Chromadorea; Rhabditida; Rhabditidae. The record is from RefSeq and is a predicted model, not a curated record.
AUGAAUCGAAACCUAAUUAUAAAAACCAUUUUCCUAACAAUUUUAUUUCCCUUGAUAAACGGAAAUGAGAAAAGAUGUUCGGGAAAAGAUGCACUGUCUAUGGAAGAGGAUUGUGUAAUAAUUGAGAAGUCCAAACUGAUUAUCACUGGAGAAUAUGAUGACGUGGAAUCUGUGAAGGAGACGUUGGCCAAGAUUAGGGUGAUUGAAGCCGGUGUUGAAGUCGUAGGAACCAGUUAUGAAGUUUUCGAUUUCCUGAGGCAAGUGGAAGAAAUCAAGAAUCCAAAUGGACCCGCAUUGACAUUCAAGAAUAAUAAAAAUCUGAAAAGUAUCAAAAUGGAAAACUUGAAACUUUUGGCUGGAAAAGAGGAGGAUGUGCUAUUCGACAACGACAAUUUCCCAAUAGAAGUCUACGAGAAUUCGAAUGCUCUCCAAGAAAUGCUCCAUUUGAAAGCUGCAGCUCGGCCAUCCCUUGCAAACAAGAAGUGCUCCGUAGAGUUCAUCCGGAUCGUAGAACCAGAAGUUUCUGGAAGUGGAUGGUUACUGUACACUCUGAUUGCCACGUGUGUCGUUUUGACAGUUUUUGUCAGUUUUCAAACAUUUUACCUAGUGAAAGAGAAAAGAAAGAAGAAGAAGAAGAAGAAGAGUAAAAUGAGUAAGAGGAAGAAAAAGAGCAAGGAAAGAUCCAGAAGAAGUCGAAGAGAAGAGCUGAAGUGA